Saccoglossus kowalevskii is the source of this 2412-nucleotide messenger RNA. Its product is annotated as axoneme-associated protein mst101(2)-like. Lineage: Eukaryota; Metazoa; Hemichordata; Enteropneusta; Harrimaniidae. The record is from RefSeq and is a predicted model, not a curated record.
AUGACUAUCAUUGAUAACAAUAAUUUAGUGUAUGGUAUUGGAACUGAAACCAAGAUGAGGUUUAAUAGAGUUACCCUAAACGAAGCAACCGACGCGGAACUUUAUUGGAGUCGGGUCAUUGUUGAUAACGCCACCACUUGCGCCCAGUUGGUAUUUAUGGAUGAAAUAAAGAAAGCUGGGAACAGUGAGCACGUGUUACAAGAAAAAAACAAUAGCUGUGUGUUUGCUACAACCCUUGAACGAGAUAGGAAACUUCGAAAAAAUGAGGAGAUGCUGAAUUCUGGUAAAGUUAGCCUUGUAUCGUAUAGACCAGUAAGCGACGUUAAGAAAGAUGACUCGGAAUGGAAUAGUGCUGUACUACCUCCACAGUUAUCCACAGCUCUAAAAAUAGAACGCUAUACUGGUUUGGACUUGCUCAAGAAAUCGAUUGAAACUGCCGAGGAACUACUUGUUCAUUGCCCGUCUUCAUGUAAGUUGGAACAAGAUGAAGGAAUGUCUCAUGAACGUCACGUAAUUAAAAAAGAGAAUCAUCCUUUCACUUCGCUGCAACCAUACAGUCAAAAUGCAAAAAUGAAGAUGACUCGGGAAGAGGCUUUGGUUAGUUUGAACAUUGUAACCUUAUCUACGUCACGGGCAAAACAACAAUAUGCCAAGGAGGAGGCAAGGAAAGACACACUAAAUUGCGAGGAUGGAAUGGCUGAAUACGUUCACAACUACGUACAAGAAAUAACAUCAGGGGCAAUGUUACAAUAUUAUUCCAAAAAAGACGAGUCCAUUGCAGAAAAGGCAACAGAUAAUAACGUUACAACUUUCGAAGAGGACAUUGUCAGCCGGGACGUAAUUAAAACUACCAGAGUGUCUGAUUCCCUUGACAAUGGCAAUGUACGUCAUCAUACUAGUGUGCUGUUUGAAUUACCUGAAGUACCAAUCGAUGCUGAAAAAUAUGGCGAUAUUUCCAGCGAAAACACAAGUAAGGUUUCCACUAAACACAAUAAAUACGUGUUUGAUUGUUUGAAGAAGCUAAGCUUCUCUGCAAUCCAACAGACAUGUCACAGCAUUGCUGCAGACGAACUACACCCCCAUAGUACUGGUCACGACAAAUACAUGUGCCAACAUAAGCAUGUCCUCACUCGGGAUGUGGCUGUUCAGACAUCUAGGCGACGGAAUAAGAAAACAUCAACGAAAAUAAAUUCCAGUAAAGACACUAAUGAAUCGCCGCUCAAAAGUGAACACGCAAUCCGUGGUAGAGCCGAUACAAAACUGAAGCACGACGAGGCACACUUGGAGAUCAGAAAAACCUGCAAGGAGGACAAAGUCCAAAUCACACCUGCGCCAAGUGAAACCUCACAACAGGGAGUUAUAAGGAAAACUGGGAAACUAAGAGAAAGAGAAUUAAAGAAAGAACCAAAGACGCGAGAUAAGCCAAAUAAUAACCCAACAAAGCGGAAUGUGUCAAUAUUGCCACUCUUAAAAAGAAGACGCAAGAAUGAAGCAUCUAGACUGGAAACGGUAAAACAAAAAAAUGAGGAAGGAGAUGUCGGUGGAAGCAAGAAGCAGAAAAAUGACAAGGAGGACAAAGUCCAAAUCACACCUGCGCCAAGUGAAACCUCACAACAGGGAGUUAUAAAGAAAACUGGGAAACUAAGAGAAAGAGAAUUAAAGAAAGAACCAAAGACGCGAGAUAAGCCAAAUAAUAACCCAACAAAGCGGAAUGUGUCAAUAUUGUCACUCUUAAAAAGAAGACGCAAGAAUGAAGCAUCUAGACUGGAAACGGUAAAACAAAAAAAUGAGGAAGGAGAUGUCGGUGGAAGCAAGAAGCAGAAAAAUGACAUUAUGGUUGAUAAGUUUGAAGCAUUGAUAUUAGCAGAGAGGCAAAGCAAUAAACCAACCAAACAACGGCAGCUUGGUGCGACAAAGAAAAACACUGAGCCACCGAAACAACGACAGGGUGGAGCGGCAAAACAAACCAAUGAGCAACCCGUGAAACAACGACAAGGUGAAACGGUAAAACAAAAAAAUGAGCCACCCAAACAACGACAAGGUGAAGCGGCAAAACAAACCAACGAGCCAUCCAAACAACGACAGGGUGGAGCGGCAAAACAAACCAACGAGCCAUCCAAACAACGACAGGGUGGGGCGGCAAAACAAACCAACGAGUCACCCGUGAAACAACGACAAGGUGGAACGGCAAAACAAAAAAAUGAGCCACCCAAACAACGACAGAGUGGAGCGGCAAAACAAACCAACGAACCACCCAAAGAUAAAGCAACACCAACUAAGAAGAGAAGUUGGGUGAAAACACUUAAGAAAAAAAUGUCGAGAACAAAAAGUAAAAGUUCGGAGGAAAAUAGCAAGACGUCUUCUACAUCAAAGAAACAUUCAAAACCAGACGAUGCCGAGAGUGAACUUUGA